AUGUGCAAGCACGUCCUCAACGCCCAAGUAGCGAUCCGCUCCCCCUGCUGCAAGAAGUGGUUCGACUGCGCCGAGUGCCACGCCGAGCAAGAGUCGGGCCACGAGCUGCUCAAGGCCCUCGAGAUGACUUUCGCCUGCAAGAAGUGCAAAAAGUGCUUCCGCAAGGACGCCCGCGAGUUCGAGGAGGCCGACGAGUACUGCCCCCACUGCGACAACCACUUUGUCCUCGAGGCCCUCGUCCCCAAGGCCGCCCUCACCGUCGAGGCAGAGGACGCCCGCGUCGACAGCCGCAUGCUCAGGGACGACCGCGUCAACCCGGGCGUCGCCGGCAGGAAGGGGGCCAGGCCCACCGUGUUCGACCCGGAUUUCGAGGCCGACAAGCUGGGUUAA
Molecule: messenger RNA, 390 nt
Organism: Microdochium trichocladiopsis
Lineage: Eukaryota; Fungi; Ascomycota; Sordariomycetes; Xylariales; Microdochiaceae
Exons: 2
Coding region: 1-390 (129 amino acids)
Biological process (GO): protein import into mitochondrial intermembrane space
Cellular component (GO): mitochondrial intermembrane space
Molecular function (GO): zinc ion binding
Source: RefSeq, a predicted model, not a curated record